GCGCCAUAUUUAAUACAUCAGAAGCUAGCUAGCGUUAGCUGUUUACAAGCCCAAACUUUUAACUUGAGACGGAAACGUAAAGCAAGCCCUCAACAUAAUCCAACAUGAAUGUAAUAGACCAUGUACGGGAUAUGGCUGCCGCUGGCCUUCACUCUAAUGUCCGGAUAUUGAGCAGUUUGUUGUUGACGAUGAGUAAUAACAAUCCAGAGCUGUUCUCACCGGCCCAGAAGUACCAGAUGUUGGUUUACCACGCUGAUGCCAUCUUCCAUGACAAGGAGUAUCGUAAUGCUGCCUGUAAAUACAGUAUGGCUCUGCAACAGAAGAAGGUGCUCAGCAAAACGUCUAAAGUUCGUACUUCUACUGGUGGAGCCGCAUCUAACAUACAGGCACAGAGUUUGCCCUCAGAAAUUGAGGUGAAGUAUAAGAUAGCUGAGUGCUACACCAUAUUGAAACUGGAUAAAGAUGCCAUUGCAGUGCUCGAUGGGAUUCCAUCCAGACAGAGGACUCCGAAGAUCAACAUGAUGCUAGCUAACCUGUACAGGAAAGCUGGCCAGGAGCGCUCUGCAGUGACGAGCUACAAAGAGGUCCUCAGACAGUGUCCCCUCGCCCUGGAUGCAAUCAUUGGUCUUCUCUCUUUAUCAGUCAAAGGAGCUGAAGUGGCGUCCAUGACUAUGGAUGUGAUCCAGAGUAUCCCCAACCUGGACUGGCUCUCUGUUUGGGUCAAAGCAUAUGCCUUCAUACACGCGGGGGACAAUCAGAGAGCCAUCAACACUAUUUGCUCUCUUGAGAAGAAGUCUCUGUUGCGGGACAACGUAGACCUCCUGGUGAGCCUGGCAGAUGUCUACUUCAGGGCAGGUGACACCAAGAACGCCAUCCUCAAAUUUGAACAAGCCCAGAUGCUGGACCCAUACCUCAUCAAAGGAAUGGAUGUUUAUGGGUACCUGAUGGCCCGUGAAGGACACUUGGAGGACGUUGAAGUCCUUGGGGGACGAUUAUUUAAUAUCUCGGACCAGCAUGCAGAACCCUGGGUGAUCUCUGGUUGUCACAGCUUUUAUAGCAAGCGUUACUCCAGAGCCCUCUACCUGGGAGCCAAGGCCAUCCAGCUGAACAGCAACAGCGUGCAGGCUCUCCUCCUGAAGGGUGCAGCGCUGAGAAACAUGGGUCGUGUUCAAGAAGCCAUCAUCCAUUUCAGAGAGGCCAUGCGCUUGGCACCCUGCAGGCUCGACUGCUACGAAGGUCUGAUCGACUGUUACCUGGCAUCCAAUGGGAUUCGAGAGGCUAUGGGAAUGGCCAAUAACAUCUAUAAGACUCUGGGGGCCAACGCACAGACUCUGACCAUCCUUGCCACAGUGUGCCUGGAAGACCCGGUGACUCAGGAGAAAGCCAAAACCCUGCUGGACAAAGCACUGGCCCAGAGACCGGACUACACCAAGGCUGUGGUCAAAAAGGCUGAACUGCUCAGUCGGGAACAGAAAUAUGAAGAAGGGAUCGCUCUCCUCCGUAACGCCCUGGCCAAUCAGAGUGACUGUGUCCUGCACAGAAUGCUGGGAGAUUUUCUGGUGGCUGUAAACGAUUACCAAGAAGCCAUGGAUCAGUACAGCAUAGCACUAAGCUUGGAUCCCAAUGACCAGAAGUCUUUAGAAGGCAUGCAGAAGAUGGAGAAGGAGGAGAGUCCCACGGACGCCACGGUGGAGCUGGACGGUGACGACAUGGAGGGCAGCGGAGAGGACGGAGACCUGGAGGGCAGUGACAGUGAAGCGGCGCAGUGGGCCGAUCAGGAACAGUGGUUUGGUAUGCAGUGACCCCGGCCACUGAAGGAUACACAGUCAGUUCCACCUUCCAAACACACUGCAGCCCGUCAGAAGCUUUCAGCCACCAGGGUUGUCAAACAGGACACUCUAAUGCGGUUUCCCCAACAUCCUGACAGCCUUAUCAGCCACUUCACUGCGGAGCUAAUUGAGGCGCGUUUGCUCGUCUUUAGCGCUGCCUAAUACAGUCUUACCAGAGGACACUCAACCCCACAGACAAUCCACUUCUUUCUUUUGGCACUGUCCCAGGCGGUGCAAAGUACAACUUAAAGUUAAAUAUUUUAUUACAAAGUGAGUGUCGGUGUAUUAAAAAACCCUGCCUUUUCGAGGUUGAGUUAUUCCCAGGAUGCACUUGGGGAAAUGUAGACUGAAGCAACGGGUGUUAUGGUAAAUUUUGUUCAGGCCAAGAAUGGCUGGAGUUAUCCUUCACGUGUCACAGGGGGGACUGCAAAGAUUUUAAAUGUGUGUUGUUUGAGCCCGUCUGACUCACUUGUUUGCCAACGACUUUUUGUCUCCAACAGGCAAACUAGAGGUCUGUGAAAAAGUGACUAUGUACCAUAUUUCUGCUGCUCUUUAAAAUGUAUCCUUCAUUUUAACAUGAGAAUGUGUCAUAUAAUGUACAUGCUUAUCAUUUGUGUGUGUUGUCUUCUGAGUCUGCCUUUAUGUAUCAAAAAAAUAACCCUAUAAUUGACUCAUUCUUAAGUUGGGACGUGUUACUUAACCAUUUCAGGACACAUGUUUAUAGUAUUUUGUACAUAUUUUUAAAGUGUAUAAUAAAAUGAUUAAACACUCUCACUUGACAUGAAUGUAGUAGUCCAGUUUCUCUUAAACUGGUCCAGAAUUAGACAGCACGUUAUAUUGUUUAAUCAGUGGUUCCCAACCUUUUUCCUUAAGGGACCCCUUUUCUAUCACUGAAUAAACUGACUAAGUGACA
Messenger RNA from Morone saxatilis (striped sea-bass), 2742 nucleotides. It is a transcript of the gene anapc7, whose product is annotated as anaphase promoting complex subunit 7. Gene Ontology annotation, molecular function: protein binding. Gene Ontology annotation, biological process: cell division. The record is from RefSeq and is a predicted model, not a curated record. Lineage: Eukaryota; Metazoa; Chordata; Actinopteri; Moronidae. The transcript is spliced from 11 exons. The coding region runs from base 105 to 1802 and encodes 565 amino acids.